AUGCCUACAAAUCCUAGCUUCAACUGGCUGAGAUUACAGAAUGUCUACUAUGAUAUAAGCACUUGUUACGCCCCUUUAGGUUGGCCAAUUGAGGACCUCUACCCCAAUUACAGGAUAUCAUUUGCGCCAAACACGACGUUGAUUGCCAUUGCGUCCAAGUCAGUUCCACACCCGAACCUUGUUGAAGUUUAUGGUCUAAGUGGAAAUAAGGUGUCAUCAGUGGUUUAUAAUAGUACGCCAACCGAUUACAUUCAUGACUUUCAUUUCCGUCGAGAAGAUUUAGUAUUGAUCCUUAACGAUGGGAAAUUUAGGUAUUACCAGGAUUUGGUGGGGAAUUUCAAUGAGUACCGAUUUACCGAGGAUUUGGUUAAAUUGGACAAUAUGACUCCUAAUGGUAAGAACGGUAAUAAGCCUGUCACGGAGUCGAGUAGGAUGAUAACCAACCUCGAAAACGACGAAACAGAGGAAAUUAUCAACAUCCUAGAAACGCAUACUUCUGAAAACCAUCUAAUUGUCAGACUUGAAAACAAACUCAUAUUGACAGAUUUGGACUCAUUCCAAAACUAUGAAAUUGAUAUCUCCAGCUACUCACCAAAGGAUAUCGAGGGACUUUCUGUAAAUGAUAGCAAGGAAAACGUUGUCAUCUACAUUGCAUGUCAAAAGACAAUUCUAGUUUUAAAAGUCGAUUUCGGUCUCUCGAGUUUCGAACUUGUUGAUCAAGAGUUGACUGAUGGACCAUUUAAUAGCAUUUCUGUGUCACCAAAUGAACAAUUAAUUGCAUUGCAUAAUAAGUCAUUUAGUAAAGUCCUUGUUGUUAGCAGCUCGUUCGAUCAAAUACUUUUGGAAUAUGAUACGUCAAACGAUUCAAGUUCGCCCUAUCAAGUGACUUGGUGUGGCAAUGAUGCGAUCGCUUUGUCGUUGAAAGAUGAGAUAAAAUUGAUUGGUCCAGAACAACAAUCAAUAUCAUUCUUUUACGAUAUUGAUGAGGAUGAUGACUUUGAUCUCGACAACUUGCUUCUAAAAGACCCAGGAAAAAAUGAUUUACUGUACACAAUCCCCAUCUUGCAAACCUUGUCGGAUGGUUUGCGUGCAGUAACAAGUGAAAAAGUACAGCUUUUAUGUCGAGUACCAGAAAAGACGGUGGCGAUGUACCAAAUUGGAUCAAACAGCCCAAGUAGUAUAUUGGCCGAUUGUGUCAACAAAUUCAACCUGAAUGCAGCAAAAGCGCAUGCUAAUAUCACCCUUUUGAAAUCAGAUGGCGUACUAUCAAUUGCCAUGGAAGACGCCCUCCAAGUGGCACUCGAUGAACUUGAUUCAAGCUGGCAGAAAAAGGCUUUGAAAGCGGUUUCAUUUGGAAAAGUUUAUACUGAAGGCACAUUUGAUGCGAACAAGUACGUAACUGUAUUAAACACCGUCAAGGUGUUGAAUCAAUUAAGGGCGCAAGAGUUGGGAUUGUUUUUGACCUACCUGGAGGUGCAAACCAUUGGAUGGAAAGAAGUGGUCAAAAUGCUUCUACGAAGAAAUCAGCACUACUUGGCGUUGCGAAUCGUAAGUACAUUAGGCCUCAAAGACUUGAUGCCAUUGAUCUACAUUCAUUGGUGCUGCUAUAAAAUACGGAAAGAGCUGGACUACUCGGACGUGAAAUUGUUUAAAGUUAUUGUUGACAAGUUGCUAUCUGCUUCUAAUAAGAGGACGAAUUACAUAUCCAUUGACAUGAUUUCGGAUGUGGCACAUGAAGAAGGGAGGGUGAUUUUAACAAAUUUGUUGGUUGAUUUAGAGCCCUCCGUUAGCAACAAGGUGAAGAAGCUAAUUGACUUUGACGAGAUUGAACUCGCAUUGGUCAAAGCAUUUCAAUCGGGUGACUAUUACUUAAGUCUUCUUAUGCUCUUGCGUGUGCAAGAUACCUUACCCACAUCAGAUUUUUUUGAGAUAUUAAACCAAAAUGAAAGCAAGCAUUUUAACCCCACUAUCCAAAGAGAAUUGCUGGAUUUGAAUGUGGAAAUUCCAACAGAGACUACACCAAUCAAAGGUGAGGUUAUCGGACAUACUUGGGUUGAGUCAAUGGGAAAGUCGUAUCCCAAAUUGAUGGAGAAAUUCUUAGCUCAUGAAGAUAAAACUCACGAGUUGAACUUAAUAAAGUUGAAAGAGUUUUCAAAGACUCAUCCAAAUGGGGAAGGUGAAGAAUACUACAAUAACUACAAGAAGCUAUUAACAAAGUGUUUGCGAAAAUCAAUUCGAACUACUACCAUGAAAGCCAUUGAAAGAGAGCUCAAGAUUCUUGAACUUCAAAACCGGUUGGAAAAGACAUACCUUAGUAACUUUUAUUCUGAAAAAUCAUUGUUGCAAAUCCUUCAAAAAUUAAUCAAAAUGAAUCAAGUCAAACCAGCGAGCAAAAUAGUUAAAGAGUUCUCGGUGUCACAAGAAAAGUUUUGGCAUUUGGUGUUAAACACGUAUUCUCAAGCGCGUGAGUUUGACCGAUUGUAUGAAUUUGUAUUUGGAUCAUUAGAUGCAUCGGUGGGUAAAUCUCCUAUAGGGUUUGAGCCAAUUAUAGAAGCCGCAUUUGCCAAUAAUGCACCAAAGGAGCACAUAUCUGCAUAUAUUCGCAACUCAGUCAAGUACAAUUAUGAUGAAAAAGUUCGGUUAUUCAUUAGAAACGAGGAUUAUGAAUCAGCGGCGCAAGAGGCGUUUAAGAAUAAAGAUGUUGAAAUUCUUCGAAAUUUAAAGCAAAAUGUGCCUGCUUCUGAUACAAAAGCUGUACAAGUUAUAAAAUCAAAUAUGCAAAAGUUGGGUUAUUGA
Molecule: messenger RNA, 2796 nt
Organism: Lodderomyces margitis
Lineage: Eukaryota; Fungi; Ascomycota; Pichiomycetes; Serinales; Debaryomycetaceae
Gene: VPS16
Product: tethering complex subunit
Exons: 1
Coding region: 1-2796 (931 amino acids)
Biological process (GO): vacuole fusion, non-autophagic; intracellular protein transport; endosomal transport
Cellular component (GO): lysosomal membrane; cytoplasm; HOPS complex
Molecular function (GO): actin binding
Source: RefSeq, a predicted model, not a curated record